UUUCGAAAUAUAAAAAGGGUGGAUUCGAACGCAUUUGGAGAAACCACCACAGCACAGCUUCCACCAUCAUCUUCUACAACCCUCCCAGCUUCGCUAUCAACAACCACCAAGUUCUCCCAAACCAAAUCAACUAUCCAGAAAAUGCAUUUCUCCGCCAUCCUCACCACCCUCCUCUCCACCACCGCCCUCAUGGCGACCGCCGCUCCCACCGAAGCCCCCCUCGACCUCCCCAUCGUCGACGCCGCCCCCUUCGAGCCCACCAGCCUCGUCAAACGCGGCGGCAGCAUCCAGGCCUUCCACGGCGACCGCUGCGGCGGCGGAUCCGCGGGCGGAGGCUACACCAACGAUGGACAGAGCCUCUGCUACAGGUUCUCGAAUGUUAGGUCGAUCAAGGUUAAUGCUACUGGAAACUGCAGGAUUCGUACUUGGAGUGGAAGUGAUUGCCGGGGCUCUUCUGCGGAUGUCUCGUGGAGUGUUUGCCAUAAUAUUCUUUUUGCUUCUGUCUCUGUGCAGUGUUAGGUGUAUCGAGAGUCUUUUCUUGAAAGACGAGCUGGGUCGGAAGUUAGGGACUGUAGGGCUGAACGUGCUAGUAGAGCGAAGCGGUGCAAGAGAGGAGUGGUAUAGGUAGUUGAAAAUAUACAUAAAAUCAUC
This is a messenger RNA of Aaosphaeria arxii CBS 175.79, 651 nucleotides long. RefSeq lists its product as uncharacterized. The transcript has 2 exons. Lineage: Eukaryota; Fungi; Ascomycota; Dothideomycetes; Pleosporales. The annotation marks the transcript as partial. The record is from RefSeq and is a predicted model, not a curated record.